Ictalurus punctatus (channel catfish) is the source of this 1274-nucleotide messenger RNA. It is a transcript of the gene dusp22a, whose product is annotated as dual specificity phosphatase 22a. Gene Ontology annotation, molecular function: protein tyrosine/serine/threonine phosphatase activity. Gene Ontology annotation, cellular component: cytosol. The record is from RefSeq and is marked provisional. Gene Ontology annotation, biological process: positive regulation of JNK cascade; protein dephosphorylation; regulation of cell population proliferation. NCBI's taxonomy places the organism in Eukaryota, Metazoa, Chordata, Actinopteri, Siluriformes, Ictaluridae.
CAUUUGACUAAAACUACGGAAGCGUCUUUUAAUGGAGCUCUACAAAACUCGACUCGUAUGAUAAGUUUGAUUUUAAGACGACUUUUCAGACCACCAGGAACAACGUUUUAAGUCGGCAGUAGCUUAUUUCCCCUUCUACUGUUAUUCCAUGUAGCCAAAUAUCCCUGAAGUGGAAGCUAGUGCUUUAGUGUGAGGACGAGGCUACCGCUGCUCAGGCUAUGCUAGCUUUCAGGGUCACCACACCACGCAAAUAGUUCUUCAUGUAAAACAAAACUACAGCAAUCAUGGGGAACGGAAUGAACAAGGUUAUUGAUGGUCUCUACUUAGGAAAUAUAAGAGACUCAGAGAACCGAGAAAGUCUAUCUCAGAACGGUAUCACUCACAUCCUCUCUGUGUACAACAACGCCAAACCAGCACUAGAGGACAUGACGUACCUUUGCAUUCACGCAGCAGACGCCUCUAAUCAAAACUUGUUACAGCAUUUUAAAGAGUGCAUCCGCUUCAUCCACGAGUGUCGGCUUAACGGAGGGGCGUGUCUGGUUCACUGCCUAGCCGGAGUGUCGCGCAGUACCACCAUGGUGGUGGCCUACCUGAUGACCGUCACCACCUAUGGCUGGGAGGAGUGUUUGUCUGCGGUUAAGGCUGUGCGAUCGUUCGUGGGUCCUAACUGCGGGUUCCAGCAGCAGCUGCAGCAGUUCCAGAGGACGCAAGUUUCAGAGUAUCGUGCUUGGCUCCGGACCAGCUACAGACCCAGCCCGUUUAAAGACCAGGAGAAGGUUUCAGCUUUACUCGUCCUCUACGCAGAGCAGCAGGCGCAGGAGCGGCGGAGACGAGGAGACCAGGACUGGAUGAACCAAGCGUCUGGUGUUUACGCUGUGCCUUACAGCCGCUAUAAUAGAUGAGUGGUGUCCGUACCUGCACCAACAAAAGAGCUCCAGGCUCUUAAUGACUGCUGCUCACCUGUAUAAGAACAUACACUAAUCCUAACAGAGCUCAGCAAUAUCUCUUUCACUGCUCUUAGUUAAGACUUUUAGGUUAUUAUAAUUAUUAUGUCUGAGUUAAAACAUAGCCAAACCCAUGAAUGCAUCAUCAGUCCCCUUCCAGUUAGAAUGAGAAAAAAAAGGUGUGUAGUGGAGAGUGUGAUCACACUGAAUCACUCUUUCUUAGGAAAGCACCUACACUGAUUGCUCCAAUGAGGUCUACGGUCAUAAUCUUGUUUUCCUUUAAAAAAUAAAUAAACUAUAAUAAUAAUAAACUUUACCUCACUUUACCCA